Kickxella alabastrina is the source of this 690-nucleotide messenger RNA. RefSeq lists its product as uncharacterized. The transcript is spliced from 2 exons. The record is from RefSeq and is a predicted model, not a curated record. The coding region runs from base 1 to 690 and encodes 229 amino acids. NCBI's taxonomy places the organism in Eukaryota, Fungi, Kickxellomycota, Kickxellomycetes, Kickxellales, Kickxellaceae.
AUGAAAAUGGACGCCGAGAGUGUCGUCAACACCGUGGUCAGCGUCACUCAUGUUCACCAUGCUACCAAGACUUCAUUUGCUCCGACCAACAGCAUUGAAAAGUCUUCAACCGAAGAUGCCCCCUCGUCUUCGGACUUGUCGGAAGGAACAUCAGCUUCGAGCGCAGAUGAGAUCGACCCUGUCCUUUCCUCUUCUUCGGAUGCUGACACGUCAGAGGCUGCCGAAUCCCCGUCUUCGUCUUUGUCUUCUGCUACUCCAUCUCCCACGGACUCUGGUAACAGUGAUCCCGACUGGAUCACUACUAUGGUCUGCCGCAUUAAUUAUAUUCGUACCCAACGUGGCCUCCAGCCGCUUGGUCUUUCGCCCGAGGCCAUCUCAGUCUCUCAGAAGCACUCGGACUACCAAUAUAGCACUCAGCAAAUGACCCACAAUGACCCGGAGGGUGGAAUCGGCGAUCGUCUGAGAAACGCUGGCAUUAGCUGGGACAAUGCUGCUGAGAACGUCGCCGCCGGCAUGGAGACCCCCGAGCAGGCACAGCAGACGCUUGAGAACAGCUCUGGCCAUCUGGCCAACAUGGUCAGCCCGAACAUGGCGUACUUUGGCGCCGGAAGAGCCGGAAACUACUACACACAAUCAUUCUACUCUCUGCCUGGUGAUGGCCGUCCUGCCAACGUUCCCGCGUGCAACUAG